CGAUCGUACAAAUUUUGUUGACAAAUUUGUGGUGAAACAAAGUGAAGAGACUUUCACAAAGUUGCUGUUUUUUCAACUGUGAUAGCCUACAUUAGACAGCAUGGCUGAAUAUAUUCACCAUCUCCGCCGGCUUGACCGGAACAGAGAGUUGAUAGGCAGACGUCAGAGAGGCCUUCGUGACCCAUGAACCCUUUUGAAGUGUAUGAUGAUGAGUCAUUCCGGACCAGGUCCUGGUUUUCCAAAGAGACAGCGCUCUACCUCAUCAACUUGGUGGAUGAAGAGCUGAGGAGGACGACAGACAGAAACAACCCAAUACAUAUACAGGUAGUGACAGCACUUCGAUUCUAUGCUGUUGGGUCAUUCCAAAAGAUGCAUGGUGAUGAGGCACAGCUUUCACAGUCUUCUGUAUGCAGAGUCAUCAAAGACGUGUCAGAAGCGUUUGCGAGAAGAAGGGAACAAUUCAUGAAGUUCCCAACAUCAAGAGAAGAAGUAGAAGCAGCACAGCAGAAGUUCUACCAGUACUGCAGGUUGCCAGGUUUUCUGGUGCAAUUGAUGGGACUCAUGUCUACAUCAGGAGUCCUGGUGGAGAUCAAGCCCUGUAUUUUAUUAAUAGGAACAACAGAUACUCUAUUAAUGAAAUGAAAAUUUUACCUUUUUUCGGAGAUGCCCCCAUUUACUUUUAUUCCAAUUAAUUAAAUAACCGAUAUGGAAUUGGUUCACCCUUUAGUUACUCUGAACGAAACGUACACCCAUGCAGUAAUGUGGUCUGAAACAAUUAGACCGUAUGAUUUGAAAUCUAAUGGUUGAUAUAGUUCGUCCCAAAAACAUUUUUGCAAAAGGUACCAACCACUUUGAAAUGGAAAUGGUCAUCAUCUUCAUCAUCAUCGACCUCAUCACUGAAAUCGUUAUGUGACUGCUUCAUCACCAUCGCCACUGACAACAUCGCUGUCAUCAUUAUCAUCACUAACAUCAUCAUCGACUUCAACAUUGUCUUCGUCAAUAACCUUGAAUACUUGUUUUGAUUAUCCAUAUUAAAUCGUCAAUAUUUAAAUAUA
Messenger RNA from Strongylocentrotus purpuratus (purple sea urchin), 1055 nucleotides. Its product is annotated as putative nuclease HARBI1. The record is from RefSeq and is a predicted model, not a curated record. NCBI's taxonomy places the organism in Eukaryota, Metazoa, Echinodermata, Echinoidea, Camarodonta, Strongylocentrotidae. The transcript is spliced from 3 exons. The coding region runs from base 184 to 642 and encodes 152 amino acids.